CCAUUCCACUCUUUCGUGUAGGAUGCGUUAAAAAUUUACAACUUUGGUGUUCGUACGAUUUUUUGUUCAUUCGUCAGCAUAUGGUGCAGAUAUCGCGUAUGUGUGUGAUUCGUGCGAACAUCGAGCUGAUUUCGAGCGUAGUGUUGGCGUGAAAAGAACGUAGGAAAAUAUAUCAUUGUUCGUUGGACGGCUAAGUAACGCCGGUGAGGGUGUUACGUACAAAGUUUAGUUGAGCCGCGAGACUUUGUCGAAAAGAGGGAUAAUGGCCGAUACCGACGGUAAAAAGUUGACCGAACUACGCGUUAUCGAUCUCAAAACGGAGCUCGAAAGACGUGGUCUUGACAAGACCGGCAACAAAGCUGCUCUUCUUGAGCGUCUCUCCAAGAAUGACGUUUUUCAGGCUAUAUCGGAGGAGGGUGAAAAUCCAGAGGAAUUUCUGAUUGUACCUUGCAUAGGAGUCAACAAGAUUAGCCCUCGUAAGAACAGUGCUACGGGAGUAGCGAGUCACGACGAGCCAAUGGACACUCAUGACAGUUCAAAAGAAGAGUGUAACGAUGCUCAGGAGGGCGCAGAGACAAAGUCCAAAGAAGAUUCUCCUCCAAAAGUUUCAGAAGACGAGAUAAAUUCAGCUAAAAAACAACUGAAUUCUGAGCCACAAGUAAUUCUGGAAGAUGCAAUGAAGAAAGUUGUGAAACCUCAAGAAUCCAAAGCAGAAUCCAGUGAAAAAGUUAAUAACGAGGCUAGCGAAGAAGUUAAAGAAUCUGACAACAAGGACGAAGAGGAGAACUCUGGAAAUACUGAAACAAGCGAAUCUCCAGCUUUGCCAGCUCCAGCUCCACCUGUUGUCACUCCAACUACUCCAGCACCUACUCCUGCACCUUUAACCAACAGCUCUAUCGAGGCAAAUGGAAUCGACAACGAAGACUCUAUAAAUCUCACGAUUGGAGAAGACGAAGAGAACCUCCUUGCUGAGGAGACGGAGACUCACGUCAGGCAGAAGGAUGGAGGAGCUAAGAAGAGAAACGAAGAUAACAAGAAGGUCGACACUAAAGGGAGCAGCAGAGCUGACGGCGGGUCCAGCAACAAGGAUGUCAACUCGUCCAACUCUAACGCAGGGAUCAAGAGCAAGCUGGACGGUGGCGAUGGAGGCAAGAGUGGGGACUCCAACAAUAAGGGACCAAAGAGAGAUGAAAAGGAUAAGAAAACUACCCAAUCGAGCCCGGCAAAUGCCAGUAGUCGGAAUUUGUGGGUAUCCGGACUUUCGUCCACCACUCGUGCCACUGACUUGAAACAAAUAUUCUCAAAAUAUGGAAAAGUCAUUGGGGCCAAAGUUGUAACCAAUGCAAGAACACCGGGUGCUCGAUGCUAUGGCUACGUUACUAUGUCGACCAGCGAAGAUGCAGCCAAGUGUAUUCAACACUUGCAUCGUACCGAACUUCAUGGUCGUGUGAUUUCUGUUGAAAAGGCGAAGGGCGAUUCGCAGCAGGGACACAUGCGUAAAAGGGAUUCGAAUAACGGCAAAGUAGAGAAAAAAGAAGAAAAAGAUGCGAAAGGAAAAGAUGGUCACGAAUCGUCGGAAAAGAAAGACAAAGAUGUUAAGAAGGACGUUGACGAAAAAGGCACUGAAACUGCUAAGAAAACGGACGAGAAGGGUGAAGGGGCAACGGACGAAAAGAAAAUCGAUGGUGGUACAGACAAGAAGGAAGAUCCUACGAAGGAUGCUGACACACGUUCGACCAAAUCAACGAGCAAGAAACCUGAGAGCGAAAGGGGAAAACGUGACGACAAACGCAUUAGAACUUGGGAUCAUCAUCGUUCGCACUCAAGAUCUCGCAGUCGAGAACGCAGGAGACGUGAUGACGUACUGACUUUUGCAAAAAUAAGGGAAGAACGAGAACGCCAGAGACUAAGGCAGAGGGAAUGGUUGCUGAGAGAGGAAGAGAGAAGACGCCGCGAAGACGUUGAACGACAGCGUGAGAUCGAGCGUCGUCAAAGAGACGAAGCUGCUCGAUUGGAGCGUGAGCGCGAGAAACUGCGACGGGAACGCGAGAAGAUUGAACAAGAGAAAGCUGAGCUGCUCAGACUCGAACGCGAACGUCAAAAACUCGAGCGUGAAAAAUUGGAACGCGAAAGACUCGAAUUGAAGAGACAACAAAUGCGUCUCGAAGAGAGCAGACGAGCUCCGCCACCACCUUCCAUCAAAAGAACAUCGAGCGAUCGCAGGGAUCCUCGCGAUCUGUACGUCGAACCCGAUCGCAAACGUAUCGCAGCUGAGCACAGUCGCAGACACAGUCCUGAUCGUGUUGCUGACAGACGUCCCGAAAUUCUCGACAGAGUAUCCGACCGGCGGCUAGAUUCCUCGCCACCUUCCAGAUAUGACUCUACUAGAUCAACACAAGAUCUGACACUGAAAAAGGAUUUCAAGCGAGGCACAGAAUUCUCAUCGCGAAGCAGCCGACCAGAAACCUUCCCGGAAGUAUCGCGGGGAAGGGAGGUGAUUGUUCGCCGCGAAGCUCUUCCGACACCGUCGUCAUCGAUCGAUUCUCGUCAAGUUAAAGAACGCAGAUACGAGCGUCCAACUACGACAACUUACGGUCGUGAGCGUGAGGUUCGAAGAUCAGAGCCAGAAUCGCACAGAAGUAGCAGAGACAGCCAUGCUCGUUAUACCGAGAGUUCGAAGCCACCGGGAUCCAGUGCACCUCGUGAGAGCCGAUACGGCGACAGUAAUCGUGCACCUAGCGGAUGGCACUCUGGACCACCGUCCACUAAAUCAUUCAAUUCCGUACAAAGCAGCGGACCUCGCGAUCCUCGAAACGAACCAUCUAGCUGGAGCAGUCGCUCUUCGGACAACGUCAAUAGAUGGAGUAAUUCUAGUAGCAUGGGAAGCGGUUUGAGACAUCCGGGUCCACCGAUGUACCAGGGAGGGCCAAUUCAAUCGAUAGGAGGAUUAGCAGCACCGGGAACAGCACCAUCCUACGAUCGUUUCGAUCCUUACAAGUCAUCUAUGCCUAUAAGAAAAUACUAAUCGAAAGAAGCGUGAGAGAGAGAGAGAGAAAGAGAGAGAAAUCACCGUUUAUCAAUCGCUACAGGUCAAGAUCAACGUUUCACAAGGAUCAUUGAAUAAAGAUCUAGUGACCUACGUGAAAUACGCCUUGCUGGAGAAGAAAGAGAAUCAGAGAAGUAAAAGUUUAAGAAUUUAUUAGUUUCGAAGCAUGGAGAAAUGUAAUAUUUCGCUUGACGUUGAACAACGUCGAAAGGGAUAAAUGAGAAAUGAAUUUUAAGAAGGGAUAAAUGGAAGAGACAACAGUGACGAAUUCGUCGGGGAAUACAAAUUAAUAUCAGCGGCUAGUAAGAUUUAUUUCGAAACUUUUUCGACAAUUCGGUGCAAAAAUCUUACCGGAAGUUUUAAACUUAUUACAAACACGAUAGUUUUCAUUCUUCCGUUUUUCCCCAAUCAAUUUUGUAGAUACCGUUGUAUCUUUUACACCCAAAAUGCUUAUUUCUAUUUCUGAUGAAACUUCAAUUGAAAUAUUACAAAACCAAUCACACCCUUCGACAUAAGUGAUACUGCUCCAUCGAAUGACUAAUACUUCGGAUUCUAACCGAAUAUUCAAGAGUGUGAGGAAUAACGAGUGAGUGAAUUACGAGUUUGUUCCAUCUCCGAAGCACUUGAGAACAGGACGAUGUUCUUCGAGAGUACGUAUAUUGUGAAGAAAAAAAUAUUGAAUCAAUACGUAUAAUGUGUACAGCAUAUGACUACUUAUAUAUACGACGUUUCUGUAUAUUUGUUAAUAGACAUUGUACGAUCUCGACUAACUUACGAGUGUUACUGCGGUUUUGUGUUCUCGGCAAAUGACUCGUUACAUUCACGUACACUCGCUUCUUUCACCGGUUGUUCGUUACAGCGUUUUUCUCAUCUGGUCACGAAAAUUUUUAACCAUUUUUCAAAAGCGUGUAUGAAGUGGGAAAAAAAACAAACAAACAGAAAUAACGAAAUAAGCGGAAAUAAAAAUCAAGUACGAAAGUCAGACUGUAUCAGAGUUGUACGAUGAUAAAAAUCACUGCGUUCGUAUGUUUAAUAGUUCGCUAAAUUGUUUCCACCGUUUAUUACUGUACAAUGAAGUUUCAGUGUUCAAUCGAGUUCAAUUUAUUUCUUUAGUUUCUCUCUCCCCACCUGCCCCCCCCCCCUCCUCGUUAUUGUUCAAUAUUAUUUCCGUUAGACUUGAAGAAAAAAAGGGAGAAAAAAGCGCAGAAUGAAUGAAUAUAUGCAACUAUGUAGUACACGAUAAUUCCAAUUAUCCAAAUAAAUUUACAAGUACCACAAUA
Molecule: messenger RNA, 4326 nt
Organism: Venturia canescens
Lineage: Eukaryota; Metazoa; Arthropoda; Insecta; Hymenoptera; Ichneumonidae
Product: SAFB-like transcription modulator
Exons: 15
Coding region: 263-3025 (920 amino acids)
Biological process (GO): regulation of transcription by RNA polymerase II; regulation of mRNA processing
Cellular component (GO): nucleus
Molecular function (GO): sequence-specific DNA binding; RNA binding
Source: RefSeq, a predicted model, not a curated record